Messenger RNA from Ciona intestinalis (vase tunicate), 2505 nucleotides. The record is from RefSeq and is a predicted model, not a curated record. Lineage: Eukaryota; Metazoa; Chordata; Ascidiacea; Phlebobranchia; Cionidae.
AAGCCAUAUAAAGUUCUGCUAUAGAAUAUGCUGGGAUUUAAAACGAAGAUGGACAAUUUGACAAUGUUGAAUGAGAGCUUCAUUAUGGAGUUAUACACCGGACAAAGAAUUGUUUGCAUUGUUUUUAAUACAGCAAUGCUUCUGAUUAUGAUGUACUUCAUCGCAGUUUUGUCGGUUUACGAGUACAGAGUAAAGAUGCAAAACUCUACAUUUAACUGUCAAAGGUCGCUUCUUAUACGCGACCGAGUCGCAGACCUUAUGAGGCGUUUUGGUUUCGCGGGUUGUGUCUUUACACUGGUACGGGUAUUGACGACAUACCCCGAGCUAGCGCACUGGGACCUAUCAACGGCGACUUGUACCGGACUUCGAAAAACGGCGACCAUCUUGUCGGGGAUUAUCCUAGUCUCCGUGUACCUGAUUUUAUGGCUUAGACAGCGAGCACUUUACAGAAUAUCCGCAAUAUCGGCAUUGGCAAACAAGUUCAUACGAUUUUUAAGCAUGUGCGUGCUAGGUCUUAUUAUGACGUGUGGCGGCACAGUUCUCACAAUACACUUGAGCAGUCGAUUCUUUGAAGGUACAGCGGUUGGAUGCAAACUGUACUGGACAAACGAAGCUAUGGGAAUGGCUGCAGGCCUAACGUACAUGGCAUUUCUCGUUGCUUUUCAAGUUAUACUCCUUUUUCUGCUGGUCUACCCAAUGUGCAUACACCAGUCACCCACAGCCAGCAUUAAACAAAAACACAUUAAGCUAAUGAAAAGAGUUAUUGCUACUUCUACAGUAGCGACUGUCGUCGAUUUGUUCUGCACCCUCUCUGGUGCGCUAUUCUUAACUGAUACCUACAGUCCAUUGCGACAGGUAAUUUACAACCUGGACCACACAAUAUCCAUUAUCUGUAUCGUGUUUUCCUUUCGAGAUUGGAAAGCAAGACUCUUACCGUUUCUUGUACGUUCAAGAACUGUCACUGGAACCGUGAGGCGAAAGUUUCAAAUGAACGACAGGCCAAUAAGAUCUUUAAAUCAAACGCUGGCAACAGAAAGCAGCUCGUCCAACGGCUGAGCGGCGUUAAGGUUUUUAAUGUUGUCGAAAGUUAAAUGGGUGUGGCGGCUUUAAGUAUUCCUUACUGUGAUUUGUAUAACUUAAAAGAUGAACAACAAGAGCACAAGGCAUGACUACUGUGGUACGUUAUAGAUUGCAGCUAUUUGUGUGUGUGUUUUUAAACUUACGUUUAGUGACUAAUAUCAGGAUGUGACCAAUUCGUGAUUUUUUUUGCGCCGUUAUGUAAUAAAAUAUAUGUUCGUUUAAUGACACAUUUCGAGUUGAGUUGUGUGAUAUGGUUGUGUAAAUAAACAACAGCCACAACUUCGCCAGCAUAGAAAAAUAUACACCAAGAACAAUGGUUAUACUGUGUUAGCGUUCGUGUUUAUUUUAUUAGACUUCUUACAUGUGUGGCAUAUAGUACUAAGGGGUAAUAUGGGACACCGUUAACACAUAAUAUCCAAACACCCUGAUCUUGUUUUCAACAACUAACAAAGGUGUGUGGGAGUCGCGAAAAUACAGUUUUAUAAUUCUUUGAGGGUUAAUUUGUUUACAAUCGAAUGGUACUAAUAAACAAAAUAAGAAUUAGGGUGUCCCAUUUUCCCCUCACCCUACUAUACAGUAAGCACUUUCUUUUACAUUUUCGUUUAUUGUAUUUUUUAUGUGUGAGAUUUAACACAUCCGCUGGAACGAAAGGCAACACCGCAAUAAAGUGUCUAAAAAUAUAUAGAAUAUUCACCUUUGUUGCAAAAAAAGAAAAGUUCAAAUAAAAACUGGAAAAAAAACUUGUGAAACCAUCGUUUACAGAAUUCUGUUAUGGAAUAGGAUUUACCCAGUGAUAUAAUUACGGGUUGAUCUUUGCGAAGAAGAUUGUCGCUUCUGUUUCAUAUUACAGAAAGGGAAGAGUCUACGGCGCCAAUCAACGAAAGACAACAUCACGAAUAUGAAUCCAAGUACAAGUUCACCCUCCCAAAUCACGAUGAGAAGGAAAACUGAUUCCUUGUACAGCGCGCUCGUGAGCACUGAUACCGUUAUGAAGAUACUGAUGCAUAAGCAGUCUGCUACCAGCACUCGUUUUAUAAGGCUCAUUAGAUCUACAGCGUGUUUCUUUCCGAGGCUGGACGACCUAACUUGCCGACUGUGCUUAAUAAGCGGGUAGAUGAGCAAGCCUAGGAAUAAGACACGGUAAGUAACCAGGAGAGUUAUGGUCACUGCAAGGACGACAUGGUUUGGAAUUAAUUUGAUCAGUUCGUUCUUUUCCACCAUACACGUCAUGUCAACUCCGUCCGUUGCUUUGUAACCGACUAAAAACGUCACGAACGAAAGCGCUGUUGAAAUGAUCAUGAUGAUGUAGAACGCCCAGCUUAUUAGAGUCGUGAAUGGUGACGUAAGAUGACGCAUAGCAGGGUGAAGGUAAAAAAUCUUCUGUCUCAACCAAAGAAUUGAGUUCAAUAAAAUCUCCGUAGUUGA